UAGCAUCAGAAAGUGGUACAACUGUGGAUUAUUUGCGCGGUAGUUGUACGGUGGUAGCCCGCAGAACCCAAACGCUCGUGGAGUAAGCAGUGUCGUUCCGUCUCAUUCUUUGAAAAUUGUGUGAUUCUAUUUCCAGAUUGACAACAUGAAGCUAUAUAUUGUGGCUUGUCUAUUCCUAGUCUGUGCACUACAGUUCGUAGCAAGUUACCCAUAUGGAGACGAGAGCAAAGCAAAGAGUAAAAAGAGUGGGGAUAACCAAGAAAAUGAAUAUGGUGAUGAUCAGCUAGAGGUGUUUAGGGACGCAGCCAAUCAACUCCAGACUCCCCCAGAAAGGAGAGCCUUUUACAAUUUUAAAUGCGCCACAUCGUCCUGCCGGCCCCGAGCAAUGGAACCAACCCUCCGGUGCUGCCCAGGUAUGCGAUGCAAGUGCGGAAUCCUGUGGAACGCCGGCCAGUGCAAGUGCACCAACUACGGCUAUGGACGAUGAAAGGCUUCUCAAAGAUGUCCCAAUAAUCGGACUGGACACUGCACAAGUAGUGUCCUUGUAGAUAUCCCUUACAGGGCAAUAGUUAAGACUGAGUUAAUUAAAAGUAUGUGAUUGUCAAAUUGUUUUGCAACCGACGGAAGAGUGCCAUAAAAUUGACCGAAACGAUCAAGGUCAUAGCACCUUUAGAAUCAGAUUAGCGCAUGCGCAAGCAUUAGUACAGUUUCCCGUCGGCUAUUUCGGUUCGUUCGUUACCUCGUUACGACGCAUGCGCACUUUGAAUUUGAGGAAAAAGAAAUUAUGAAUAUACCAUAAACAUUCUCUCUUAUAGCUCAAUGACCAGACCAAUGACUUGCAUGCUUAUCAUUGGCCCCAUCACUGACCUCUUUGAAAGGACUUUAAAGUAUGUACAUGUAUGUUAAGAAAAAAACCUUAUGAAAUGUGUUAAGAAAGAAUAACCAGAGUGAAACAUUUUAUGGCAUAAAGCCUUAUUGUCUGUAUUAAAUUUAUUUCAUAUGGUGUUCAUUGAGCUAACGUUGUUAUAAACGUCUGAGAAGGAUCUUCCUUCUUAUUUUGGAAAGGAUCCGCAUUGGUCUACGUCAUGAAUGACAGGUUUCAUGCCGUAGGCCCCUACGGAUUUUGGCCAGAGGGUGCACAACGCAGAAGAAAUUCAAUCAUUGACUCCUUUUCACAUUUCUGUAUGUGCCAUUGAAAACUAGAAUAAUCACUUGAAACGUCCCCUUGGCUUUGAAAGAGCUUUCUGUGCAGUAGUCAUGUGCAAUGAAAAUUAAAUGUCUAUU
This is a messenger RNA of Lineus longissimus, 1284 nucleotides long. RefSeq lists its product as uncharacterized. NCBI's taxonomy places the organism in Eukaryota, Metazoa, Nemertea, Pilidiophora, Heteronemertea, Lineidae. The coding region runs from base 146 to 487 and encodes 113 amino acids. The record is from RefSeq and is a predicted model, not a curated record. The transcript has 5 exons.